AUGCUCUUCCGCACAUCCGCCCUCUGUAUGGCAGCCAGCCUGAUCGGCGUGCCUCUCGCCGCGGCCCUGCCUACGACCGCCAGCUCCGGUCUGGCUCUGAGCUCUCGCGACGACACGCAAUGCGAGGCAGGCACGGCCUUUUACGCCUGCAAGCUCAACAACUUCCGCGGUUGCUGUUCGGUCGACCCGUGCGCCCUGCAAGAUGGCUGCCCCGACCAGACCGACGACGGCUCCCAGCCUCCUCUCGGGUCUUGCCCGGCGAAGGGCGAGAAGACCAGGCUCUUCCAGCCUCAGAUGCAGACUCUCAUUCUCCCCGACACCGAUCACCCGAAGCCCGCAGAGAACUUUGACCUCAUCAAAUCGAAUACGACCGAACGCCAGCAGAUUGCCUCGUGGACCCUCCCCUCCGAGGCCAAGGACUGUUCCGUGGGAUGGAGCAUCCCCGAGGAACGAAACUUCUCGGCCGGACACACGGCACGUGUGACAGUGUUCGAAAACGAGGACAACGAGCGUUUGGGAUCGGCUGACUUUUCCUUCUGGCCGGAAACGCCGGGCCCGCGCUCCAACCUGGUGGCCGCCGUGGACUGCAAAGAGAACCUAUCGCUUCGGCUAGCAAUGGUCCUCAACGAUCAGGUCUUCCUGGAACAAAACGAGGAGACGGGCUGGUGGGUGGAGUACAGCUGCUAG
Messenger RNA from Aspergillus affinis, 687 nucleotides. RefSeq lists its product as uncharacterized. The record is from RefSeq and is a predicted model, not a curated record. Bases 1 to 687 code for a protein of 228 amino acids. The transcript has a single exon. Lineage: Eukaryota; Fungi; Ascomycota; Eurotiomycetes; Eurotiales; Aspergillaceae.